Erigeron canadensis is the source of this 1194-nucleotide messenger RNA. RefSeq names its product type I inositol polyphosphate 5-phosphatase 8-like. NCBI's taxonomy places the organism in Eukaryota, Viridiplantae, Streptophyta, Magnoliopsida, Asterales, Asteraceae. Gene Ontology annotation, molecular function: phosphatidylinositol-4,5-bisphosphate 5-phosphatase activity; inositol-polyphosphate 5-phosphatase activity; phosphatidylinositol-3,4,5-trisphosphate 5-phosphatase activity. Gene Ontology annotation, biological process: phosphatidylinositol dephosphorylation. The transcript has 4 exons. Bases 1 to 1194 code for a protein of 397 amino acids. The record is from RefSeq and is a predicted model, not a curated record.
AUGAAUUCUAUGUUACCUUUGCCCAUAACAUUACUGCUCUUUGAGAGAUUUCAAGAAAUCAUACCGCUGAAAGCUAAAAACGUCAUUGGAGGAGAAGAUCUAACUGCAGCGACGAACUGGAACCUACUUAUAGGACAAAUACUGAACGAUAGAUGUGCAUGCCGAUGGAUAACACCAAUGCUGGAUCCGCUCAUAAGUGAGGACUAUAACUAUUUGGAUAAUGUGUCAGGUGGAAUAUCAACAGCAAGCCUAGAAGAAGACGAAGAAGAAGGGCUUAAUCACUGUGGAAGGUACACACUAAUAGCAAGCAAGAAGAUGGUUGGAGUGUUCAUAAGUGUAUGGAUAAACACAUCAUUGUUCAAGAGGUACAGCACAUCGAGUGUAAAAGUGAGUGUUGUAGCUUGUGGGGCUAUGGGUUAUUUGGGAAACAAAGGUUCGGUGGCUGUUAGCAUGUCAAUUGAAAGAACUAGCUUUUGUUUUAUUGCUGCUCAUCUGGCUUCUGGAGAGAAGAAAGGGGAUGAAGGGAGGAGAAAUCAACAAGUUUCUGAGAUUUUCAAGCGAACAACUUUUCCUCGACACUUUCGAGAUAAAUGCAUUCCUCGGCCUCUUACAAUUCUAGGACAUGACCAAAUAUUUUGGUUCGGAGACCUCAAUUACAGGUUAUACCUGGAGAAUGAUUUAGCUAGGGAGCUGAUAAAGAAGCAAGAUUGGACAGCACUUCAAGAGUUUGAUCAAUUACGACAAGAGCUGGGAAAUGGUGGAGUGUUUCAAGGGUGGAGAGAAGGAAACAUAGAAUUUGCACCUACUUAUAAGUAUUCCAAAUAUAAUAGGAAUCGGUACUCUGGUACACAACCUAGCAGAGCAGGAGAAAAGCAAAGGACACCAGCAUGGUGUGACAGGAUCUUAUGGUAUGGAAAAGGAGUAAAGCAACAUUCUUAUUUCCGUAGUGAGAGCAAGUUCUCAGAUCACAGGCCAGUAUCUGCUCUUUUCUCCACACAGAUUGAAGUCAUCAAGUCAGGUGAAGCAACAGUGGUUUCGCUCCAACCUGAUGUACCCACUACGGUUUCCUCUAAACAUACUGAACAAGAGAUAUGUAACAUAGAGGCUUCACCAACAUUGAUUUCGCUAAAUACCAAAGAGUUAGACGCGUCACCAUUAGACAAAAAAGGUUGCAGAAGAAGCAAAAGGUUGUGA